AUGGUAUUAAUAAUUGAUAAAAGCUUUAGAACUCGGGUUUUGCCAUCUGGAACACCUUGCUAUAGCUCAUCAGCUGUUUAUUUUGAUAAAAAUGUCUAUUGCUUUGGAGGAAGAUACAAUGUAAUGAGUAGCGCUCCUCUCUCCGAAAGAUUUGAUUUGGAUAAAAAUCGGUGAAUUAAGCUCACUCCAAUGCCAAAAGCAGAUUUCCAUUGCAGUAGCAUAGCUUUCAAUGGAAACAUCUUGAUUUCUGGGUUUUUUAAUAGAAACUUGCUGCUGUACUCAAUUGAUAUGGACUCUUUCUCAACAAUCUCUUAUGAUUUUACAGAGAAUAAGCAAAAGCUUCUAUUAAAUGCAUGGAGACUGUAUUUAAUUGAGUUUCGUGGAGGGAUGGUUUAUGAAAGUGAGGCUGGGAAUGAAUAUUCUUGGGAAAGAGUUGCAGAUUCAAUAAUUAGAGGGCAUGAUCCUGGCCAAAUCUGCUGAUCUUAUAAUAAAUGCGGAAUAUACAUUGGAGAAGAAUAUUUUGAUGGUAGGUCAAGCCAUUUCAAAUACUUCAGAUUUGAUUUAAUUAGUAAAGCUAUGAAGAAAAUUGUACGAAAACUAUGAUAAAUAAAAUGGCAUUCGGUUCGAGAGAAAUUAGCUCUGCUAAUUUUCUCUCCCUCAUGGAAUUUUAUUUAUAGGGUUAGGUUUUCACUCGAGAACUUCUGGGACAGCAAUAGCGGUUUAACUCUGGGGAUAACCAGAGGAACCACUCCUCAGUCCACUCAAGAUUUCGGGCUUUUACCUCUCAGCACAUCCCCACGGGAGGAUGACCCUUAGGCGGAACACGCGCAGGAGCUGAGUCGAGCGACAAGGGCGACGGCAACGCGCCGGGUGAGACGUGCAGCAAGGCCAGUGAAGCAGGAAUUGAUAGAAGGCUUGGAUGGGGCUGACCCGUGCCAAGAUGGCUCGCCUACGUCACUAGUUUUUGCUAUAGGCCCUUUUGGGCUGCGGCACUAGACACCUUAAACACCAGAUAAUUAAGUAAGUAAGUACGAAAACUAUAA
This is a messenger RNA of Blepharisma stoltei, 1043 nucleotides long. The record is from the annotation of a GenBank genome assembly. NCBI's taxonomy places the organism in Eukaryota, Ciliophora, Heterotrichea, Heterotrichida, Blepharismidae.